CAUUAAACAAUUGUCAAGGGAGCUAACUAACGGUGGAAGUGAGCUAGCUAGCUAACACUACUCACAUCAACAACAACACUUUAUCACAUAGUAGUGUGUGAGCCCAGUGUUGAGAUGUGAGGAAGAUGGCAGUCAUUAUUCGUCGUGUGUCGGACUUUUUCCCGAGAGUUUCUGAGAGCGGAGCGGCAUGUCGAAGAGGGAGAAAUACAACUGGAAGUGAGAAAUGAAGAGUUGAGCUGAGAGAUGAGAGAUGGGAGCUAGCGCCUCACUGUCGCUCUGUUCAAAAUAUCUGCUGUGAAAAAAUGCCUAUGAAGUGGACACUUCUAGAUCUCAUAUAAGGAGAUGACUGGCCCUCACUACUUUUCUAAAACACCUCUGUCCACCAAGGAAUGUGACUAUAAGUGACCCGUCCUCAGUGAGAGUCCUGAGACCCAGCGCUAAGGUCAGUCCAGAGCCCAUUGCUCCCACCCUGGUUUCAGAGCCUAAACUGUCUGCCAGGUGUGUGUUUGGUGUUGCCUUGGAAACACUGCGAGAGCACGAGCAGAUGGUCUGUGGAAUACCCCUUGUGCUAAGAGACAUGGUGGAGUUCCUGGAUAAGAAUGGAAUGCACUACAAAGGCCUGUUUCGCCUGUGUGGGUCGGUGGUGCGGACCAGGAAGCUGAGGCAGCGGUGGGACCAUGGAGAGAGGGUGGACCUGGAGCAUGAGGGAGACGUCUCCACUGUGGCCUCGCUCCUCAAACUCUUCCUUCGGGAAAUACCCACUCCCAUAGUUCCCGAACCAGAGCGCAAACAACUGGUUCUGAGCCUCGAAGGAUAUGCAGAUGAGGCAGUGAUGAACCAGUCUCUGAGGGAAGAAAUUUGCCACCUUCCCGAUGACAACCUCAUAAUUUUGUCUUACCUCAUCCACUUCCUGUCCAGAGUGGACGCCCACAGCCAAUCAAAUCACAUGCCUGUGCAAAGUCUGGCAACCAUCUUUGGGCCGUGUAUAUUUCAUGUUCCUUCAGGACCCAGGAUGCUGGAGGAGCAGUAUGUGUGUAACGCCUUGUUGCUUCAUCUUCUGAGGCAUCACAAGGUUCUCUUUCCAGUCCCCACCGAGGACACUGUGGCCUCCUCGAUCACGUCCUCCUCCUCCUCCUCACCCCCUCCUCCUAUUCUCUCGGCGCUUUCACACUUUGAGGUCCGAUCCAGCAGCUGUCACUUAGAGCAGAGCAGUGUGGAGAGGUUGGAGGGAGAGACCACUUCAGUCUCAGCGUCCAGUGCUUUUAACCAAACAAUUUGGAUGCAAAUUCAACUCAACAGCUCUGACACACUGGCGCAGGGUUGUGAAACCAUUUCUGACGUCAGCGUUGACAUUCAGAAGCUGAUUCCAGACCAGGAGGCACCGGAGGAGAGCAGUGACAGCACAGAGGCAGGCUGUGUGCACUCCUACCCCACUGACCCAGGGCCAAAGCAACACCCGCAACAGAGCCUCCAGGGAGAGCCACCGGAGCUGGAGUGUACCACCCAAGGGACCUUUUCACAGUACAAGAUACCACUCACCUCCAGAUCAAAGGAGAACAAGGAGGAAGAGGUAGAGAAUAGGACACCUUCCUCACCCAUCAAAGACGACUGUUCAACGGCUUCCACAGAUGCAGGGCAGAAAUCAUCUAUUUCAGACUGCUGCAUAGCCACUGAGUCACAGAGCUACACCCAAACACAGACUCGGCACAGGAAGAGCAUGCUGUGCUGCAUAGAGUACAAGACAGAAGCCAAAACCACAGUAUCUGAGAAGGGGAGAAGAGGAGGCAGAGGAAGAUGUAGUGGUUCUCCUGACAGACACGACGAUUGCAGAGGCAGGAACACCAGCCAUGACAGCCCCUCCCUCAAGCUACAAGCCCUGGAGGCUGACUUGGGACCCCUGCCUGCACCAGGAGACCCCCAAGCUCAGGAUAACCUACCUGCCCAGCAACAGCCUCUUUGUACUGAAGAGCAGAGCCUGUAUUUGACCCACAAGCUGCUUCUCCACUCGCCGUCGCCGCCACCAGCUCAGGAUCAGGUCGGCUCAUCACAGUCUGGACACACCCCUUCCCCUGAUUCAUCAGAGUCCAGUCCUGUCCUCUCUGCCACCAUUCUUUCUGAGGGGAUUUCAGGAAAUGACACCCUGCUGAGCCCCCCAGGCCCUAAAACUAGCCCACUCCUCUCUCGUUUUACGACGAGCGACUGCCCAGUUCCCUCGCCGCGCUGCCCCAGCCUCAGUCACAGCCUGCGCUACAACCUAGACCCUGAUUCAGCCCCUUCUCCACCGUGCUCACAGCACAUACGCAUGGCUCGCAACAUUGUCCAUACAGAGUCAGAGGAGGGCUCUGUGUCCAUUUCAAUGCUCAACAGACACAUUCACACACUGAAGAAGAGGAUCAGGUGUUUCGAGGAGCGUUUUGAACAGGAGAAGCACUAUAAGCCGGCCCACAACGACAAGACAGCACAUCCAGAGAUGGCCAGACUGAUGAAGGAGCUCAUCAAGAGUCGCAAGCAGCUUAAGGAGCUGAAGCUGCGACAAUCAGCAGAAGGGGGUCUGACGGGGCAGGGAGACUCAAACCCAUCAGUUGAAACAUGCAGGACCAACAUAAACCAGAGGGAGGCAGCACUAACAGGGACUGAGCUACAGCAACGGAACAACAGCAACACAAAGCCAAAUGUGGAGGAAACGGUCAACAUGAUAAGCAACAGACUGAAGGAAAGACGUCGAGAGCUGGGCCUGCCUGACAAUGUUAAGGAGAUGUCCCAUUUCCAGAUUACUAUGGAGAAGGCCAGUCUGCAGAAGUGUUUGCUCUACUUUGAGAAUCUGCACGGACGACCGAGUAACAGGCAGGAGCGCACUCUAAUGAAACCUUUCUACGAUCGGUACCGUCUUCUCAAGCAGCUGCUGCUUUCUUCUGCUGCUGCAACAGUCAUUACGACCAUUGAGGAAGAGGAGAGCUCUGACGAAGAGUGUCCCAAACAGCAAAGCCCCAGGCUGCAGCCACUCCGACUGCAAUCGCCCAGGUGUGUGUCUUCAGAUGAGUUGCUGCAUCUGCCUUCCCUAGAAACGUUUGAAACACCUCUGGUGUCCCCGCUGGAGGAGGUGAAGGGUUUCCAGCCACAGAUCGUCACCAUGGCAACACUACAUGAAGCUUCCAGACCAGAAUUACUAGAUCACCUCAGGAUGGCACGAUCAGAGAAGCGGAGGGUUCACCAAGCGCUCCGAGAGUUUGAGGACCAUUUCUACACGCAGACCGGCAGGGUUUGUCAGAAGGAGGACCGCGGGCCGAUGGCGGAGGAGUACUGCCAGUAUAAGAACCUCAAAGCGAAGCUCCGUCUACUGGAGGCCCUGCUCAGUAAACAACAGCACUCAACCAAGACCAGUUGAGUGAACUCACAGUGGGACUUUUAUCUUAACAGUUCGAUCAUUUCUGGAAAAAAAAAUCAGGUUGUGAAGACGGUGGGUCUGGUCUUGUUUCAUGCCAUGCUCAUUAUGUUGAUGCACUUUACUGUACAUGACUAAAAACUGAUGGAAAUUGGUGACAAUCUUAAUGAAAUGCUGCACAACUGCAGUUUUUUUUUUUAGUCCCAAAAACACAUCCGUUGUCAUUUAUGACGCAUCUUAUUACAACCUCAUGUAGCAAGUGUAUUUUAUGUAGCACUAACUUAUGUCAAGGAUGACGAGCUGUAACAAUUUGAUGUUAGUUACAUAUUAGUAAUUUUAAGAUUACUGUAUGUUUAUUAUGGCACAUUGUUACUUGCUUUUUUUCCCUCGCUAAAAUACUAUUUUUGGAAAUGUAUAUGUGGAAACUGCAUUUAAAAAAAAAAAAGUGCUAUCUUGGCAAAAAAAGGUGUAAGCUUAAAUGCAAUCAAUGAGACAAUCCUGUCGUGUUUGUGCAUGUCAG
This is a messenger RNA of Sebastes umbrosus (honeycomb rockfish), 3902 nucleotides long. Its product is annotated as protein FAM13A-like. Gene Ontology annotation, biological process: signal transduction. Bases 545 to 3385 code for a protein of 946 amino acids. The record is from RefSeq and is a predicted model, not a curated record. The transcript has 22 exons. Lineage: Eukaryota; Metazoa; Chordata; Actinopteri; Perciformes; Sebastidae.